This is a messenger RNA of Cyprinodon tularosa, 1951 nucleotides long. RefSeq lists its product as uncharacterized. The record is from RefSeq and is a predicted model, not a curated record. Gene Ontology annotation, cellular component: cell division site; microtubule cytoskeleton; septin complex. NCBI's taxonomy places the organism in Eukaryota, Metazoa, Chordata, Actinopteri, Cyprinodontiformes, Cyprinodontidae. The transcript has 12 exons. Gene Ontology annotation, molecular function: molecular adaptor activity; GTP binding; GTPase activity. Gene Ontology annotation, biological process: regulation of exocytosis; cytoskeleton-dependent cytokinesis; cell division. The coding region runs from base 179 to 1225 and encodes 348 amino acids.
GACAGUAGCGCCGCGGGUCAGCGUUAACCAACAGCUGGUUUCAGGAGGGCGGAAUCAGGGAAGCAGUUUCCGGGUUCCCCUUCCUGGGCUGGGACAGUAGCUACAGCGUAAAGGCUCCGCUGAUAUCCCAUACCUCAUUAUAACGCACAGGCCUAUCAGACUCUGUUAAAAGGUAGUGAUGUCGCAGUCUGGAGAAAAAGGGAAGUUUCCAGAUUCACCUGGUUAUGUAGGUUUUGCAAACCUUCCAAACCAAGUGCAUAGAAAAUCUGUGAAGAAAGGCUUUGAAUUUACCCUUAUGGUAGUCGGAGAGUCUGGUUUGGGCAAAUCAACACUUAUAAAUAGCCUGUUUCUUACUGAUCUGUAUCCUGAACGCUACAUCCCUGGUGCUGCAGAGAAAAUUGAGCGGACAGUCCAAAUCGAGGCUUCCACUGUUGAAAUUGAGGAGAGAGGCGUGAAGCUUCGACUCACCGUGGUCGACACCCCAGGAUAUGGUGACGCCAUAAACAGCCAAGAUUGCUUCAAGACCAUCAUCCAGUACAUUGACAAUCAAUUUGAGCGAUACCUACAUGAUGAAAGUGGGCUGAAUCGAAGGCACAUAGUGGACAACAGGGUGCACUGCUGUUUUUAUUUCAUUUCUCCAUUUGGACACGGUCUAAAGCCUCUGGAUGUGGAGUUUAUGAAGGCCAUCCACAGCAAAGUCAACAUUGUUCCAGUAAUCGCCAAGGCUGACACGCUGACACUGAAGGAGAGGGAUCGUCUGAAGAGAAGGAUCCUUGAUGAAAUCGCCGAGCAGGGGAUCAAAAUUUAUCAGCUACCCGACGCAGACUCUGAUGAAGAUGAGGAGUUCAAGGAGCAGACCAGAGUGCUAAAGGCAAGCGUCCCCUUUGCUGUGAUCGGGUCCAACCAGCUGAUUGAGGUGAAAGGAAAGAAGAUUCGUGGCCGUCUGUACCCAUGGGGCGUAGUGGAGGUGGAAAAUCCAGAGCACAAUGACUUUCUGAAAUUACGUACCAUGCUUGUGACCCACAUGCAAGACCUCCAGGAAGUAACUCAGGAUCUGCAUUAUGAGAACUUCCGGUCAGAGAGACUGAAGAGAGCUGGCAGAGCUGUGGAUGAGGAUGUGGUGGAUAAAGACCAGAUUCUGCUACAGAAAGAGCUGGAGCUGAGGCGUAUGCAGGAGAUGCUUGCUCAGAUGCAGGCUCAGAUGAAGAUGAAAUCUGAUGAGUAAAGGAGUUUGAGCUGGAGGGAAGCUCUCUCAUAUCAUCACAGAGCGACAGGAACCCUCCAGCAGCUUACAGUAGGAAUCCCACCAGGACAUUCAUCUUCUUCACACCCAUCCUUCCUCUUUAUUUUUUCCUUUCAGCAUCCAUCCACCAGCUGCCUGGAGAGCCACAUUGAUUUGUUUGUUAUUUCUUUGUUUUCUGUUUGUUUUUUUAACCUGAAAAUUUAUUAAGAAAAGAAUAAGUGGAAUAUCAUGAACAUUUUCCCUUAAUUAACUUUACAUCUUUGUCUGUUAUACCCAUUAAAAGCGGUAUUAAGAGACGUUGCUAACGCGUGACUUUACAUUACAUGUGAAUCAUAGCACCAGUUUCUUUUUGUUUUUCUUUAACCGUGUUUUAAAAUAAAGCCGAAAGAUAUUUUGUUUGCCUGUUUUUCUUUUAUCCUCUCACAUAUUCAGCCUGUUUUCCUCCAUUAAUCUCAACUGAGGACAUCAGCUAAACGGUUUCUAUCCAGCAUGACUUCAGCUGAACUUUACUGUUAACAGUUUAAUUUUUGUCCCUCUGGUUAGUAUAGAGACCACCCCAUCUUAGAAUGAAUCACAUGCUUGUAUGUAUCAUUGUAACGUUAGUGCCAAACUGCAGAAUAAAAACAUAAGAUCUUGUGUCUAUAUUUCUUAACAGGUUAAAUCUAUUUGUACACUACACUUGCAGUUCCAACAGAUUUAUAAUUUGUU